Molecule: messenger RNA, 483 nt
Organism: Eimeria mitis
Lineage: Eukaryota; Apicomplexa; Conoidasida; Eucoccidiorida; Eimeriidae
Exons: 6
Coding region: 1-483 (160 amino acids)
Source: RefSeq, a predicted model, not a curated record
AUGGCAUCACAAGAUUCAUCAGACAGCAAAACUGUUUCUGGAAGGGCAAUUUCCCUUGGCUUGGAGCCAUUUUGCUUCAGGCAGUUCGAUGACCCCAAGUACCCGGGGACAAGAAUUCCGUUGGAUAAAGAUGCUUUUAUGAAGGAGAAAACUUUACAGGAGCUAGAGUAUCUACGCUCCCCAUUACUGAAGAGAACAUACCUCACAUCCGACCUGAUUCUGUACUCCCGUGAGCAAGUUGCCAAGGAGAAUGCCGCCAUGACCAAGAGUGUGGAAAUUGUUGAUACAACUCAACCUGAGUGGUUCAUAGUGGCGAUUAAGGCGCAAGAUGAGCCGUUUGAGCUACCGAUGAACCCCAUAACGAUCAUGCGAAACGCGCUUCUAGAGGAGGGGGGCAGUGGUGUGCCCCUAAACCGCGAAGCCUAUGCCCGCGCGGUAGAAUACUGGAGCAAACACGUGGUGGUUCAAGAUGACAGUGAAUGA